GACCCACACCGGGACCGGGACCCGCACCCGGGACCCGCAACCGGUACCGCCCCCCAACGGCACCGGCACCGCCCGCCCCGGGAGCGGCACCGGCACCGCCCGCCCCGGUACCGGCCCCGGGAUCGCCGGCCCCGCCCGCCUCGCCCGGUACCGCGCCGCCACCGGCCCCACCAUGAUGAAGUUUCGGUUCCGGCGGCAGGGCGCCGACCCGCACCGCGACCGCCUCCGCCACGAUCUCUUCGCCUUCAGCAAGACGGUGGAGCAUGGAUUCCCCAGCCAGCCCAGCGCCCUGACCUACGACCCCAUCCUGCGUGUCAUGGCCAUCGGCACCAAGGCGGGAGCCGUCAAGCUAUACGGCGCGCCGGGUGUGGAGCUGACGGGCUUGCACAAGGAGAUGGCCACUGUCACCCAGCUGCACUUCCUCCCUGGCCAGGGCUGGCUCCUCUCCCUCCUGGAUGACAACACGCUGCACCUCUGGGAGAUCUGCCAGAAGGACGGCUGCUCCCACCUGGAAGAGACCCGCAGCUUCGGCCUCCCAGGACGCCCAGGCUGCUCCCCCGGCAUCACGCGGGUGACAGUGGUCCUGCCGAUGGCCGCCGGCGCAGUGGCCUGCCUGGGCACGGAGGGCGGUGCGGUUUACUUUGUCACCCUGCCCGACCUGGUGCUGCUGGAGGACAAAACGCUGUUCCCGGAUGAGGUCCUGCAGAGUGUCCCCGAUGAGUACCGCUGCGGGAAGGCGCUGGGGCCCGUGGAGUCCAUCCAGGAGCACCCACGCGACGGCGGUCGGCUCCUCAUUGGGUACAGCCGGGGGCUGGUGGCCCUCUGGGAGCAGAGCACGCGAACCGUCCAGCACCUGUUCCUGGGGAACCAGCAGCUGGAGAGCCUGGCCUGGGAGCAGAGCGGGAAGAGCAUCGUCAGCUCCCACAGCGACGGCGGGUACAUGGUGUGGGCAGUGGGUGACACCGGCCAGAGGACCCACCAGCCCGUCAUGUCCACCAUUCCCUACGGUCCGUUUCCAUGCAAAGCCAUCAGCAAAAUCCUCUGGCGGACCUGCGAGUCGGGGAACCCCUUCAUCAUCUUCAGCGGGGGGAUGCCACGGGCCAGCUAUGGUGACAGGCACUGUGUCACCGUGCUGCAGGGCCAGACCCUGGCCACGCUGGACUUCACCUCCCGCGUCAUCGACUUCUUCACCGUGCAGAGCGCUGAGACGCCUGAGGGAGGCUUUGAGAACCCGCGUGCCCUUGUGGUGCUGGUGGAGGAGGAGCUGGUGGCCAUCGACCUGCAGACGCCGGGCUGGCCCGCCAUCCCCGCGCCCUACCUAGCACCGCUCCACUCCUCCGCCAUCACCUGCUCCUGCCAUGUCUCCAAUGUGCCUCUCAAACUGUGGGAGAGGAUCAUCAGCGCCGGCGAGCAGCAGAGCCCCCGGCUGUCCUCUGCAGCUUGGCCCAUCGACGGGGGGAAGAACCUGGCCCAGGAGCCCACGCAGAGGGGGCUGCUCCUCACCGGGCACGAGGACGGCACGGUGCGGUUCUGGGACGCCUCGGGGGUCUCACUGAAGCCCCUCUACAAGUUGGGCACUGCCAGCAUCUUCCAGACGGACUGCGAGCACAACGACAGCCUCAACCAGGCGGGCGAGGAGGAGUGGCCGCCUUUCCGCAAGGUUGGCUGCUUUGAUCCCUACAGUGAUGACCCACGCCUGGGUGUGCAGAAGAUCGCGCUCUGCAAGUACACGGCCAAGAUGGUGGUGGCUGGCACAGCAGGGCAGGUGCUGGUGAUGGAACUGAGCGAUGAGAAGUCAGAGCACACGGUCAGCGUGGCCACCGUGGACCUGCUGCAGGACCGCGAGGGCUUCACCUGGAAGGGCCACGACCGGCUGGCGCCCAGGAACGGGCCCCUGCCCUUCGCCCCCGGCUUCCAGCCCAGCGUCCUGGUGCAGUGCGUCCCCCCCGCUGCCGUCACCGCCGUCACCCUCCACUCCGAGUGGAACCUGGUGGCAUUUGGCACCAGCCACGGCUUUGGACUCUUCGAUUAUUACCGGCGCAACCCCGUGCUGGCAAGGUGUACACUGCACCCAAAUGACUCGCUGGCCAUGGAGGGGCCCCUGUCCCGUGUGAAGUCCCUCAAGAAGUCCCUGCGCCAAUCCUUCCGCCGCAUCCGCAAGAGUCGCGUCUCGGGCAAGAAGCGGCUCAACGCCAGCAGCCCCUCCAGCAAGGUGCACGAAGCCAACGCGCAACUGGCCGAGCAGGCGGGACCCCACGAGGUGGAGAUGACGCCUGUGCAGCGGCGGAUCGAGCCCCGCUCUGCUGACGACUCGCUCUCGGGGGUGGUGCGAUGCCUCUACUUCGCUGACACCUUCCUCCGAGAUGCUGCCCACCAUGGCCCCACAAUGUGGGCAGGGACCAACUCAGGCUCGGUCUUCGCCUACGCCCUGGAGGUGCCGUCGCAGGAGAAGUUUUCGGAGCGGGCGGUGGAGGCGGUGCUGGGGAAGGAGAUCCAGCUGAUGCACCGGGCGCCGGUGGUGGCCAUUGCCGUGCUGGAUGGGCGGGGGAACCCCCUGCCCGAACCCUACGAGGUGUCACGGGACCUGGCCAAGGCCCCUGACAUGCAAGGGAGUCACUCCAUGCUCAUCUCCUCCGAGGAGCAGUUCAAGGUCUUCACACUGCCCAAAGUGAGCGCCAAGACCAAGUUCAAGCUGACGGCACACGAGGGCUGCCGGGUGCGGAAGGUGGCCCUGGUGAGCUUGGCCAGCGCCAGCUCUGAGGAGCGGCUGGAGAACUGUCUGGCCUGUCUCACCAACCUGGGGGACAUCCACAUCUUCACCGUCCCCGGCCUACGGCCCCAGGUCCACUAUGGCUGCAUCCGCAAGGAGGACAUCAGCGGCAUCGCCUCCUGCGUCUUCACCAAGCACGGCCAGGGUUUCUACCUAAUUUCGCCAUCUGAGUUUGAGCGCUUCUCGCUGAGUGCCAGGAAUGUGACGGAGCCGCUGUGCCGGCUGGAGGUCGCCCGGCUCCAGGAUACCUCCUGCCUCAGCAACAGCUCGAUGGCGACGCCAAAACUGCCACAGGCGAAUGGCACCCACGUCCCGCACAGCCCUGAGGGCCAGCACUCCCCCAGUGACAGCGACAGGUCCCCUGAGGAGCACCCGGCCGCCUUCUCGCCCGGCCCCAUCGACUCCCCCAACAGCAGCCUGGAGAACCCGCUGGACACCACUGGGGACAUCACCGUGGAGGAAGUGAAGGAUUUCCUGGCGUCCUCAGAGGAAGCCGAGAAGAACCUGAGGAACGUCAGUGAAGAGGAGGCCCGGCCGGCGGGGAUCCUCAUCAAGUGAGGCACUGCUGGCACCCGCUGUUGCCCCGGCCCAUCUCGGUGCUCGGAUUCCCGGGACGCGUGACUCGACUGGACCCCCCUGCACCCCUUCCCCAAGUAACAUAGACUCGUCUCUUCUCUAACCUCCGCACCAGCCGCUGGCGCAGCCCCGGCUCCGGCACGGUCCCCCCACCUCCUCCCCGACCCCCUGAGCCAGGACUGUGGGGCACAAACUCUUCCCGGGGAAGAUAAUUUUCUUUUUUAUAUGCAGUCGAGUGUCACUGUCCCCAGCUCCAGAGCCCCCUCCCACAGGGUGCUGCUGCUUCCCUGGCUACACGGGGAGGGCUGGGGCUUGUGAACCCCACCUUCUCCCCCAUUUUUGGUCCCUUGGGGAGGUGGGGGGCCGGGAGCCCCCAGGCAGGGUCCCUCCAUCCCCUGGUCUGUGUUUACAUGCCCGGCUCCCUGCAGUUUACAGCCCUGUCCCCUUCCUGGGGGUAGCCCAGCGUGGACCCCCUGGCUACCAGGUGGGCACUGGAGGGCUUGAACAGCCCGGGGGGACACAGUGGGGGGGUCACAAAUGGCCUUUUUCUCUUAGUGGCUUCUCCAAGGGCUAUCCUCCGUGUCGGGCUCAGUGCCUGCGGCUCCUUUGUGACACUAAUUCCUGCCACUGGUGGGUUGUGGCGGGGGGGAAUGCGCUGUGGGGGGACACACCAGCUCCUGGCCCCCUUCUGCCCCACCCUGGGGGUCUCAUUGUGCCAAAUUCCCCCCCCCCACCCCGAAGACUCCCCAGCCUUGUCCUUGCAGGGGCUGCGGUGACACUGUCCCUGUCCCUAUGUGGCUCUGGGGCUCAGCCUCUCUCCUUUUGGGGAUCUGGGGCCAUUUUGGACCCCCCCACCCCAGGCUCUCUUGCGGUACAUGUGUGGCUGGGGGGGGCAGUCCUACCCCGGCUCUGUCGCUGCUGGCCGGGGCUGUAGUGUCCCUGGUAGAAACCCCCCCCACCUCAUCUUGUUUUUUUGUUUUUGUUUUUGGUAAGAUGAAUUUAGCAUUUAGUUAUUAAAAAUACUGGUUUUUAAUAUUGAAAAUAAAGCAUUUAAUAUCA
This is a messenger RNA of Columba livia (rock pigeon), 4405 nucleotides long. It is a transcript of the gene LLGL1, whose product is annotated as LLGL scribble cell polarity complex component 1. Lineage: Eukaryota; Metazoa; Chordata; Aves; Columbiformes; Columbidae. Gene Ontology annotation, molecular function: myosin II binding; GTPase activator activity. The record is from RefSeq and is a predicted model, not a curated record. Bases 173 to 3328 code for a protein of 1051 amino acids. Gene Ontology annotation, cellular component: cytoplasm; cortical actin cytoskeleton; plasma membrane. Gene Ontology annotation, biological process: establishment of spindle orientation; regulation of protein secretion; regulation of establishment or maintenance of cell polarity. The transcript is spliced from 23 exons.